AUUUUUUUAAAAAGUUUUUUAAAUAAUAUUUUUAUAUUGAUCAGUGGGUCUAAGUCCUGUCCUGGUAUUUGGGGCUUCUGAUUGUUUCUCUGUGGGACUGACACUGAUGCGUGUGUGUGUGUGUGUGUGUGUGUGUGGGUGUGUAGCAGCCCCUGCAGGAUGGGACUGACCCCGACCCCUACGUGAAGCUCUAUCUCCUCCCCGACCCUCAGAAGAUGAGCAAGAGGAAAACGAAGGCGGCGCGACGCACGUGCAACCCAACCUACAAUGAGAUGCUGGUGUACGAGCGGAUCCCACGGGGGGACCUGGACCAGAGGGUGAUCCACCUCCGGGUCCUGGGAGACGGCGCCUUCUGGGAGAACACGCUGCUGGGAGAGACCUUCAUCCCCCUGAAGAGGCUGGUCCCGGGCCAGCACUGGGUGGGCUGGCACAAACUGGGCCCCCCUGGCUCAGACUUCACCCACUGAUGGACAGGAAACGGGAGGCAGCGGACUUAAAAGAACGAGAAGAAGAACGGCAGGCGUUCCUGCUGAGGAGGAACGGCGAAACAAAAAAAGGGAGAUCCUUUCAAAGUAAAAGCCUUGUGGCUGCUCUGUGGGUGUGAUGCCACGCUCGUUAGUUUAUAAGAGACUGAGUUUUACUUCAGUGAACGAGUUCCACUAACAAACGCACUAACGAGCUCGCCCUGACCUUUGACCUGAGAGCGACUGGAGGAGUGGACAGACCUACAGGAGCUCAGACGUGCUCGAGCUGUUUCUUCUUCUUCUCCUCGGACCGCAGCAGGAAGUUCAACUGUGAAAAAGGAAACGAGGAGGCGCGGUGAAGAAGACGAAGCAGGUUGAAGAGCGCGGGCAGCGCCGCUGAGAAGACUUUAGGUUAUUUUUUAUAGCGGGUUGAUUUAUUUUUAAAGUGCGACUGACUGCCGGCUGCUUCAUGUUUCAUUCCUGGUUUCUGAACCAUUUCCUGUUUUUAGCUCAGUGAUGGCGGGCGUUUUGUGAUCAGCUGAUUUGUUUUGUUUGCGCUGUAAAUGAAUGCGAGGUUUUCACAAUGACUGCUUCACACGUUUAAAGACGAGAGAAAAUUCUGAAACACUGAAAUUAAAUUUUUAUUGUUGGA
Messenger RNA from Neolamprologus brichardi, 1116 nucleotides. NCBI's taxonomy places the organism in Eukaryota, Metazoa, Chordata, Actinopteri, Cichliformes, Cichlidae. The record is from RefSeq and is a predicted model, not a curated record.